AUGGUCGACACCUUGAAAAUAAGGUUCGCCCAUACUCUCACGGUUGCAGAUAUCAUGAGCAACUUAACUGAACUAUUUGGGAUGGCAUCAGAUCAAGCUCGUUUUGAGGCGACCAAGAAUUUUAUUAAUGCACGGAUGAAACCUCAUCAGAACGUGCGUGAUCACCUGCUCCAGAUGACUAGUUACUUCCAGGAAGCUGAGAAUCAUGGAGCUACUAUAGACCAGACAACUCAAAUGAGUUUUAUCUUGAAUACUUUGACUCUAGCUUUUCUGCCCUUUACAUCAAAUUAUGUCAUGAACAAGUUGACUUUUGACUUCCACGAGUUAAUCAAUAACCUUCAUACAUUUAAAAAUUUGAUUGGAGGACCACAAAAAGGAGUAAUUAAAGCUCCUAGUUCUGGCACUGCUAAUAGUACGGCUAUGGCUGAGGCAAACAUUGCCUCUAUUUCGAAACCCAAAAAGAAGAAGUGA
This is a messenger RNA of Cannabis sativa, 471 nucleotides long. RefSeq lists its product as uncharacterized. Bases 1 to 471 code for a protein of 156 amino acids. The record is from RefSeq and is a predicted model, not a curated record. The transcript has a single exon. Lineage: Eukaryota; Viridiplantae; Streptophyta; Magnoliopsida; Rosales; Cannabaceae.